AUGGAUUGCUCUGAAGAACAGAAGGUGCAGUUCAAUAUGCAUAUGGAAUUUCUGAGAAAGUACUUUCCUGAGGAUGUUCGUGGGAAGAAGGAGAUUGAGUUUCUGGAGCUGAAGCAAGGACAUAUCAACACUCAUUGCCCUAAGCCUAAGCAAGCUUCAACUAGAGGAAAGGUGUUCGCUCUGACGGGGACUCAUACUUCCAGUGAUGACAGGUUGAUCAGAGGUAUAUGUUAUAUUAAUAAUACACCUUUGAUUGCUAUAAUUGAUACUGGUGCUAGUCAUUAUUUUAUUGCUACUUACUGUGUGAAAAGGUUGGGCCUUGUGGUGUCUUCUAUGAAUGGAGAAAUGGUUAUCGAAACUUCUACUAAGGGUUUGGUGACUACUAAUUCGGUUUGUUUAAAUUGUCCUCUAUUAAUCUUUGAUAAGGAUUUUGGCAUUGAUCUUAUUUGCUUGCCAUUGGAUAAUCUUGAUGUUAUCUUGGGGAUGAACUCGUUGGAGUUCAAUCAUGUUUAUAUCAAUUGUUAUAACAAGUCGGUGUGGUUCCUUACUCCUGGUGAGGAGGAAGAAACUGGUUUCUUGUCUGCUAGAGAGUUGAAGGAGCUUUUGGAAGAGGAAGCUCAAAUGUUUGCGUUGUUCACGACGUUAUCUGCUAAGAGUCAGGCGGUGAUUGAUGAAUUGCAGGUAAUGCGGGAUUUUCCAGAGGUGUUUCCAGAUGACAUUUCAGAUGUACUACCAGAGAGAGAGGUGGAGUUUUCUAUUGAUCUUGUCCCUGGUACCAGACCUAUUUUUAUGGCACCAUACAGGAUGUCUACAUCGGAGUUAGCAGAGUUAAAGAAACAAUUAGAAGAUCUACUAGAUAAGAGAUUUAUGAGACCAAGUGGUGGUAAUAUUGUGGAUCCAUCCAAGUUGAUGGGUUUAGAUGGUGUGCUAAUGCAAGAUGGAAAGGUUGUGGCUUAUGCUUCACAACAGUUGAGGAUUCAUAAGAGAAACUAUCCUACUCAUGAUUUGGAGUUGGUUGCGGGGGUGUUUGUGUUGAAAAUUUAG
Molecule: messenger RNA, 1044 nt
Organism: Lathyrus oleraceus (garden pea)
Lineage: Eukaryota; Viridiplantae; Streptophyta; Magnoliopsida; Fabales; Fabaceae
Exons: 5
Coding region: 1-1044 (347 amino acids)
Source: RefSeq, a predicted model, not a curated record